AUGGGGGCGCCUCCUGGACUGUUUUUACUCAUACUUGUACAUAUUUUCACAGGAAGUUCUUCAGGGACUCCUGUGACCAGCUGUGAUUCAUGUCAUGACGAAGCCACCUGCUUGGAGUCACAAGAAAGAGGCGACACCUUCACUAGUCACGCCCUCUCAUGUAUCUGUAAAGAUGGCUUUGUAGGUGAUGGCCUCACCUGCUAUGACCCAAAACUCUGCAGUGACUCUUCUUGCUGUGACCAAGGUUACCACUGGUCCUCAGAGAAGGGCUGUGUGGACACUGACGAGUGUUCCCUCCCAAACGCACCGUGCACACCACCUCAGAUUUGUCACAACACACCAGGCUCAUACGAAUGUCUGGAGCCUUCCUCUAAGAGCAGAUCAGCUGUUUCUUCCCAGUCUGUCCAGUUCUACUGUGGAAACACAGUUUGUCCUUCAGGCAUGGACUGCAUCAAUUCCCAGUGUGUGGACCCGUGUCAGAACUACACAACACUGAAUGAUGACUGGCGUUCAACAAAUAACACAAAUACUGAGGUCCUACACUGUGAUCGAGAUAUAAACUGGCAAGGCUGGUAUCGCCUGUUUCUGGACCAAACCAGUGCUCGUAUUCCAGAAAGGUGUAUUGAAUCAAGCAGGUGUGGAACCCGUGUGACUUUGUGGAUAACACAACCUCAUCCCACACAAUCAGGUGAAAUUGUAAAUCGCACUGUGUGCAGUGGUUGGAGAGGCACUUGCUGCUAUGUUCAGCCACAGACCAUCCAUGUCAAACUUUGCUAUGGAAACUACUAUGUCUACAAACUUGUGAAGCCACCUGCAUGCUACUAUGCAUACUGUGCAGAGGUCAACGCAGCCGACCCUGUGGUUCCCACAACAACACCAACUCCACCUACCACAACACCAGUGGGCAACAGCACAGCAGUCGAGGGCGAGGUCCGUCUGGUUAAUGGAAACAGCUCCUGCUCUGGCAGGGUGGAGAUCUUCCACAGUGGACAGUGGGGGACGGUGUGUGACGAUGCCUGGGGCCUGGUGGAUGCUCAGGUGGUGUGCAGACAGCUGGGCUGUGGCAGGGUCUUCUCAGCACCAACAAACGCACGAUUUGGACAGGGCAGCGGACCCAUCUGGUUGGAUGAUGUUGCAUGCACAGGCAGCGAAUCAACGCUCUCUGAGUGUCACCACAGAGGGUUUGGAUCUCAUAACUGUGGUCACUCUGAGGAUGCUGGUGUCGUCUGUGAAGCUGCUUCAUCAGUGAGGCUGGUCAACGGUCAGAACCGCUGCUCUGGCAGAGUGGAGAUCUUCAAUGAUGGACAGUGGGGCACAGUGUGUGAUGAUUUGUGGGACCUGAAUGAUGCCAACGUGGUGUGCAGACAGCUGGGCUGUGGAAGCGCUCGUUCAGCACUGCAAAAUGCAGCUUUUGGACAGGGCAGCGGACCCAUCUGGUUGGACAAUGUAUACUGUGUUGGAAAUGAACCAUCAAUAACUGACUGCAGACACAACGGGCUUGGAGUCCACGACUGUCGUCAUAACGAAGAUGCCAGCAUCAUCUGUGAUGUCCAACCAGGAAUCAAUAGCACUGUUUUUCCAACAACACCAAGGCCGCAGAACUUCACCACCACACAUGUGCCUGCUAACAUCUCUACCACAACACCAGUGGGCAACAGCACAGCAGUCAAGGGCGAGGUCCGUCUGGUUAAUGGAAACAGCUCCUGCUCUGGCAGGGUGGAGAUCUUCCACAGUGGACAGUGGGGGACAGUGUGUGAUGAUGCCUGGGGCCUGGUGGAUGCUCAGGUGGUGUGUAGACAGCUGGGCUGUGGCAGGGUCUUCUCAGCACCAACAAACGCACGAUUUGGACAGGGCAACGGACCCAUCUGGUUGGAUGAUGUCACAUGCACAGGCAGCGAAUCAAGGCUCUCUGAGUGUCAACACAGAGGGUUUGGAUCUCAUAACUGUGGCCACUCUGAGGAUGCUGGUGUCGUCUGUGAAGCUGCUUCAUCAGUGAGGCUGGUCAAUGGUCAGAACCGCUGCUCUGGCAGAGUGGAGAUCUUCAAUGAUGGACAGUGGGGCACAGUGUGUGAUGAUUCCUGGGACCUGAAUGAUGCCAGCGUGGUGUGCAGACAGCUGGGCUGUGGAAGCGCUCGUUCAGCACUACAAAAUGCAGCUUUUGGAGAGGGCAGCGGACCCAUCUGGUUGGACGAUGUAGACUGUUUUGGAAAUGAACCAUCAAUAACUGACUGCAGACACAACGGGCUUGGAGUCCACGACUGUCGUCAUUAUGAAGAUGCCAGUGUUGUAUGUGAAUUCCAGCAGCCUCCACUCCAGCCUUCACACUUCAUUUGUGGCCGUGAUAAAAUCCAAGUUGGUCUGCAUAUGGGCAGCAUGUCAUCCUCUGGUUUGAACCCCUUCUCAGGCAACCUGGCUUCCAGCAACUGUUCCUGGGUCAGAGUCCACGAUGAUAUUGUUUGGUAUGAAGUGGAGGCUCGGGCAGGUGCCUGUGGGAAUCUCCUGAGGACCAACAGCACACAUGUCAUCUACUCCAACACUUUAUUCAUCUACCCACUGGCUAAUUUGUCCCUCACUCUUCCUGUGAGUCUUCCCUUCUCCUGUACUUAUCCCCUGGACACAGACGCCAAUCUGAAUGUAGCUAUCAGGCCAGACCCGUAA
Messenger RNA from Oreochromis niloticus (Nile tilapia), 2658 nucleotides. Its product is annotated as scavenger receptor cysteine-rich domain-containing group B protein. Gene Ontology annotation, molecular function: calcium ion binding. Lineage: Eukaryota; Metazoa; Chordata; Actinopteri; Cichliformes; Cichlidae. Gene Ontology annotation, cellular component: membrane. The transcript is spliced from 8 exons. Bases 1 to 2658 code for a protein of 885 amino acids. The record is from RefSeq and is a predicted model, not a curated record.